AUGAACACGCAAAUUUCAGAAAGAAAUUGCGACGCGAAAAACACCAGUCGACAUCAGAAGCAAAGAUUACAUUAUUUAAUUUAUGCUCAAGAUAAUAUAUUUAAGUUCAAGAGCGUGAUACCAGUUUCAAUGACAGACAUUAAGGAUUCUGUUCAAAAUUUAACGCCAGUAUCAACAGCGUCAAGUGAAGUGAACAGCAGACAACGACAAAAUAAAACACUUAGAAGCAAUUAUGGAAGACCUUCAAAUACAUCACCGAUAAUCGAAAGAAAAUCUUCAAGUCUUGAAGAAUUUGAUGUUGAAUGUCAAGAAAGUGCCCAUAUAGAAAAUAAAGGAAAACCGAUUAGAAAGUUUAAGCAAUUUAAAUCAAGUGAAGAUUUGAGAGAUCCAAAUAGCUUUAAAAUCAAAACCACUGUUCUGAAACAUGCAGAGUCGCCAAAUGGAAAAAGUUCAACUAAGAAGAAGACGACAACCUCAAAUUCUUUGAAAAUUCCAGAUUACACAGCCACAUUAGCGCCAUCUUUGGAAAGUUCAGAAAUGAAUCGUAAGAAAUUGAGAAACGUUGCCGAUACAUGCGAGGAUAGAUUAAAAACUGCACCAAACAAUAGUGGAAAUCUUGAGGAAUUUCUUGAAUUUGUCAACAAGUGGAGAGCUAGUCGAAUAGCAGGCAAUAGGAAAAUUGAUGAAAUUUUCCGAAAUUCAUCAUUUCCAAGCCGAUGCUCAUUCAAAAAUUCGGACUCGAAAAGCAGCAGUUCUCUCCUGUCCGCUCGCCUUAAAGCAUUCAAAAUGAGUCUGGAUCAGGUGGAAGUAGUGUCAAAGCUUCUUCGAGCUUCUCGAAGCUGUAACGAAUUACAACUAAAAGACUGUUUUAAAGAUAUUUUGGAAAAUGGAAUCACAGGAAAGGAACUUAAUUCAACUGAUAAAAGUGGAAGGACUGCUUUGUCCUACAUUUGCUCAACAAAUUUAACCAACUUUCUUGAACUCUUCUUGCAUUUACCUGGAGUUGACGUAAAUAAAGCAGACAAUGAAGGAAAUACUCCGCUACAUUUUGCAGCUCAAGCAGGUCAAACAGAAAUCGUAAAUAUGCUGUUGACCAAGUCCAAAGGAAUUAAUAUUGACGCAAAAAAUAAUUUGGGAUUCACGCCCUUGAUGAAGGCAGCACUACAGGGACGAACAAAAUCGGCAAAACUUUUACUUUUCGCUGGAGCGUCAGCAACAUUAACUGAUCCAUCAAGAGGCUUCAGAGCUGAUCAGUGGGCCCGCUAUUGUGGACGACACCAGACAGCUGAAAUGAUAGAAACAUCAGCACGCUCAAAACUCUUGGAAAAAACAGCUUCGAAUAAAUGGAAUCACGAUUCGAUUCCGAGAAGUAAGACGACUUCUUCAGUCUCACAGCAAAAUGGAAAUAUAAUUAAUCAUCAACAUCAACAACAGACUAGUCAUUCAGGAGGAUUUCGAUCGAAAUUCCGAAAAGUUUUCCCUUUCGGCUUUUCUCUCAAAGAUAAGCAAAAGGAUGCCAAACCUCACAAUGGAUUUGUAAAUGUUGCUGAUAACAAAGGCGAUGAAAAAUUUAAUGGUGAUAUCGUUAAUUACUUGACUGCUGCAGCUUUAUGUGUGGGAAGUGGACCUGCCGUCAAUGCAUCAAGUAAACAAAUCAUCAAAAGCUUUUGUCGGCCUCUUGAAGUGCCAAAGUGAGGAUCAAAGAAUAUUUUAAUACUAUAGGAAUAUGUUCACAUCUUAUUUUUAUAAACAAAUUCUUUGAUUGAUUUUAUUCUAUUUUAUCAUUAAAGAUUUAUUUAGAUAUUUAGUUAUUCUUAUUUUCUUUUUAUUUGUAUUAUUUUUUACACGAAAAACAUCAAUUUUCAAUUAGACUUGAAGUCACGUACGCAAACAACAACAAUUUAAUUAAGAAACUUGAAAAUUUACCAACACCUGAGCCUGUACCCGAGAAUGGCAAGAAAGUCACCAAAAAGUCGAUGGGUUUAAAGAAAGUUCUAGCUGAGAAGUCAAAAGGACUGAUGAGUGGGGGAAAAGUUAAAGAUGUGGUCAACACUGAGUCGUAUUCUUAUUAGUUAAAUCUUUAAUCAUUUUUCUAGUUUCAUAAGAAAUCACAAUUUUUGUCAUCAUCGUCCUACAUUUAAUUAAAUUAGUUUUAAAAGAAAAACUCUCUACAAUUUUGAAUUACUGAUUAUAGUCAAAGUAAAACUUUCCAAAUGUUGAAACGAAAUAUUUAAACGAAAAAAUAGUUUGAUAGAAAAUUAUUUACCUUAAAAAUUCAAUGUAGGUAGUCUAGACUUAAAAGCUUAUAAUUUAUUUGGAAGAAAUUUAAAAUUAAUAUCAAUUCAGAUCUGUUGAAAGUUACAGAUUUAAAGUUGAACUAAAUAACAUCACACAUUCUUCUGUUUCUGAGCUCAAGACUGAGACACCACUUCAUGAAAUUUAUGAAAUAUUUUCAACGUCUUCGAAUCUUUAUAAGCACUGUAACGUCAAACCUUUUUUUCUAUUGAGUAGCUGAAAAUAUCAUGAAUUAUUUUUGGAACGGAUGGAAAUUAUGAAAAGCUCUGCAAUUCAUUGAUUAAAGCUUCAUUCAAAUGAGUCUAGACAUUUCAUGCAUUCAUGUUAUUUAUUUAACUUUUCUUUUAAUAUUUAGGAAAACUCUUCUUCCUUCAGUAUUUUUACCUUUUAUGAUUACUAAAUAUUUAAUAUCUAUUAAAGUUAAAUUACAUAAGAUAUUUUCGUCGUUAUUGCCAAGCGAUAUCUGAAUAGAUUUUGUUUUUUAACAAACCUUUAUUCUUCAUUUAUAAAGAUGAAAAUAAACUUAUAAUUGCAAAGAUCUUUUGACAAACUUCAAUCAAAAUAUGUCUUAAAACAUUUGAAAAUAAAUAAAGAAAUGUAAUGGAGAGAAAAACAAAAACGAGACAUGACUUUAAUAAAACAUAUUUUUUAUGACUUUCAGAGUUCAAUUUUGACAUCUUGAUCAUCAUCAAACUUCUUAUUACGCGAUCUACGUUUUGAUUUGAUCUUUGAAAUUAUCUCAUAAGCUUGUUGAAUCUCCAUAAACUUUUCUUGUGCUGCUCGUUGUAAUUUCUCAUCUUUCACCUUAUCUGGGUGAAAUUCUCGUGACAUUUUUCGCCAGAUGCUUGUAAUUUCACUUUGCGUUGAUGUUGGAUCUACGCCAAGAACUUUGUAAGCGUUCUGCUCUCCAUCAGCAUCUAUCGAAUCAACAAUUUGUUUCCACGUUUCAUACCACCCAUUGUGCUUCGCGAACCUCCAUGUGUCGAUGAACGUCUGCUUAAGAUCCGUCCACCAAGGUGACUUCAAAAAGUUUUUAAUUGCUUCAUGUACCGGCACUUCGUCUCCUUCACUGUCGGUGAUUUUUCCAUUGAAGUAAAAAUAUCCAGUCCACAAUGAGAGGUAAAGCAUCACACAAGUAGACAAGACAAUAGUUCUUCGUAAAGCUCCAUGUCGUUUCGGAGGUUCACGUCGCCAUUGCUUCGAAAAUUGUUCAAAUGAA
Molecule: messenger RNA, 3514 nt
Organism: Clunio marinus
Lineage: Eukaryota; Metazoa; Arthropoda; Insecta; Diptera; Chironomidae
Source: the annotation of a GenBank genome assembly